This is a messenger RNA of Aplysia californica (California sea hare), 2618 nucleotides long. RefSeq lists its product as uncharacterized. The transcript is spliced from 7 exons. The coding region runs from base 733 to 1824 and encodes 363 amino acids. The record is from RefSeq and is a predicted model, not a curated record. Lineage: Eukaryota; Metazoa; Mollusca; Gastropoda; Aplysiida; Aplysiidae.
UGAGUGAAUGGUCCUCUUCACAACAAUGUGGGCAAACACACCCACGACAUCGUCAAAAUUAACAAAACAAGAAAACAAAAUACGCACUUGUUUUUCUCCCCCCAUGCUUUAUUGCAUCAUGUUUGCAGUUAACUCCUACUCCUAGUUUUCCUUAUUCAUCAUUUAUGAAGUGGGCUACGCUCAUUCACCCAGUGCUUUUCAGAAGUGGGAGGGACGGAGGGAAAGAGGAACGGUUCCACGCGCGAACCGCGCGCUUCACGGCACGCUGACGAAACUCCUCCACGUUUUGCUCAAUAUAAAUAAAUACAAAUUCGGAAGCGGUGUAAAAUAAUCCAUUCAAUGUCAACGAUAACUGAACUUACGCGAUACCAUAGUACUCUUAUACGCCAGUCUCGUAGAAGUGAAUAAAAAGAAGGUAAAGUUGAAGAGCAAAGAAUAUAAGUCAAAGGAUUUAUGCAAGAAAGCAGGGGAGAUUGAGUUUGUUUUUGACUUUGUUAGUUGUGUUACGAGCAAAGUACUUACAUCUUUACAGAGAAUCGAGAAAGAAUAGGACUCUCUGUUCUUUAACUCGUCACGUCAACCCCGUUGGUACUUGUGCUUCUUUGCCCCUUACUGGAAAACAGAAGUAACUAGAACCAGUGAUAUUUUGCUCAGUCACGUCUGUCCCAGAUGUUUCAAGGGAUCCUGUUUCUAUACAGAGGGUUAGCAUAAACCAGGCAACACGCUUCCAUCAUGAAUCUCUACACAAGACUGAUCUCUCUUCUCGCCCUACUAUGGCCACACGCAGCACUUUCCGGAGUAGAGGCUCGAACCAGUUCGUCGUCUGUGCAGAGCCACCAAAGUGACAAUCCGUCUACCAGACUACCGCCAAGCCUUUCGGAUUUUGAAGACUUGACCCCGAUCGGGGAUAUAUUUGACGAUGAAAAUGACGAUGAGUUUUUGGAGGAGGAGGAAUUUUUAUCGCCUUCGAGUCGGAUGCCAUCGGAGGAUAUAGAGUCGUUAAAAGAGAUGGGUUACCGACAGAGAGAGCUGUUGAGAGAGAGGGACCGAUUACUCGGAAUGCAGAAUUUCCAAAUGGGAAUCCUAAACAAGUUAAGACUUCGUAAAUUGCCAACAAUAGACCAAAAGGCAAAAGAAAAGAUUCUCAGCAAGCUACAAGAACAACAUUGGAGUAUCUUUGCUUCACCACCACAAAGAGAGGAGAGAAGAUGUUUACUUUCAAACUGUACUGUUCCAGAAGGAUCGGAUGAACGUAUGUGGCUGUCUGCUGAACAGCCCGAGCUCCGACUUUAUUUUCCCAUUCCCAAAAUGAAGAAAAGACGGUCGCCUGAUUUUGAAAUACGCGAUGGGCGACUCAAAGUGUUUCUCAAACCAAUGACAGAUUGUCCCUGUUCCCUACACGCUCUUACAGAUGAGAGUGAAGCGACACCUACGUACAUUGUAUCUGUAUAUCAGUUCACAAGGCCACUGGCUAUUCGAAAAGAGACUAGAGUGGUGUAUAAGCGCCGUCUGCUGGAUGAAGUAGAGGUCAGGAGCUACGGGAAUGUGUGGGUCAGCCUCAAGGUCAAGAAGGUGGUCACGCUGUGGUUAUCCAGGGCCAGGAAAAACUUUGGUCUUGAGGUCUCUGUUCGAGCGCUCAACGGGACAGUCGUGAACGCCCGCGAUGUCCUUGUGGCGCCAGAUUGCAAAAAUGAACGUGCUGAGAGAACUUGCAGGGAUGACGAUGGGCUGCCCGUUGAAGAGGCACCGUGGACGAGAGCAGCGCUGCUACCCUCCAGUUACAGGAGAAACACCCCUUACCUCGACUUCACUUACCACUACUGAUACUUCUCCUCGGGGUCAUUCUCACCUGGACAAGAAUUCCCUACUGGACCGGAACUAUUUUUCUCAAAAUUCGUUUUGAAAUAUUUAACAAUAUACAAUACAAAACAAAACAAAGCAAAAAAAAAGACGAAACAAAAGCGACGGGCCGCAGAUUGAACCGUAAUGUUUCCACCUGGCGUUUUCUUAAUGUAUUACUACCGAUAACUUCUGUACCAUUCGCAAAUCAUCUCGGGAACAUUUCAGUGAGUAAGUGUAAUGAAUAUUAUUUAAAUGGAAGAUCUUGAAUUCGAGUUUAGAGCUUUAGAUGCCUUUUCUAUCCGUUAACUUUCCACGUAAAAAGUUCCUAUUUUGGGGGGAAAACAAUUUGCCAAUAUUAUGGUAGAAUACGCUUGAUUGAAAUAAGUUUAAAAUUCAACCCAAAAAAAGAAGAAAUUUAAUCCUACUUCAAGAUAAGCUUUAUAACGCUAAUCCUUUGCGUUGUCCAAAUAAAUUGCUCAUACCCUGUUUGUUUUUGUGCCUAGCAUGCUCAAUCCUUUUUCAAUAACCCAUUCGAAUGAAAGUUUAAUUUGACUCUCACGUUUUCUAGUAGUACUUUUAAAUCUCACUGUUGUUUUGUAGGACUUUUUAAAAAAUAAUAUGUUAUAUAAACAUACAAAAAGACCAUUGCGAACAAAAUUGAUAGAUGCUUUUUCACUUCCAACGAUAGGACAAUGUAUUUGCCCCGUUGCCGAAAAGCAACAACAAAAAAAAGCCCUCACAAACUAUAACAAUAGCAGAAGCAGCAACAACAACAA